Podarcis lilfordi (Lilford's wall lizard) is the source of this 25208-nucleotide messenger RNA. The record is from the annotation of a GenBank genome assembly. Lineage: Eukaryota; Metazoa; Chordata; Lepidosauria; Squamata; Lacertidae.
GCGCGGUUGCCAGGGGAACAGAGUCCUUGGCGAAACAGUAAAGCAGCCGCGGGUUGUAGUGGUUGCGGAUUAGGCCUGCGGGCAAAAUGGUGAGGGGCAGGGAUGUUUUAAGGGGCUCCUCGGAAAAUUGGGGAAUGGAGGGCGGGGGGACGACUAGCGGAGCCUCAUCCCGCCCCCCUCACCUAUCUUUGCUCUUUCUUCCCUCCCCUCCGCCUUUUGUAGAUGCUCUCGCGGCUCAAGCCCGCCGUCGGGGGCGGCUCUCAAUCCGCUGACAAGCGCAAAAAGAAAGGCAAGCGAAUCCCGCAGCUGGAGGAGCUGCUGACCCAGCGGGACUUCACUGGGGCCAUCGCCCUACUGGAGGUACCAGGGGCACGGCUUGGAAAAUGCGCACCUUGCGCCAAGAACCGACAGAGACGGCGCUGGGUUGUUCGUGGGGAUGGGCUCAGAGCUGAUGGUAGCCUUAUGACUAGUGGGAGUUAAUGCCUUGGAAAUAAGGGGCCUUAACAUUCACCCUCCUGUUCCAGCCUUUGAUUCCUACAGAGGGAGAGUGGAGAGCCUCUGUGCUACUUUUAUCGCAGCCUGCUUUUAUUUUUCCUGCUUUGUGAGGUGUAGGAGGUGAAGUUUGACCUCUGCACAGAAUUGCAUUCUUCUGGAGACCUGGUACCACUUCCAGAAGAUUACUUAUACACUCUUAAGUACUGUUCACCAUCCUGAUACAGUUAGGAUGUUAAGUGUGUGUAAUGCUGAUACUCCAAAGGCUGUGGGAUGAGGACAAGAAAUCUAAUGUUCUCCACACACAAAACCACAGGAGGAUGAGCAAAAUGGAUUACAGUAUAAAAAGUUUGCCUGUGAACACUUGCAUACUUAUAUUUCUUUAAAGCUGGCAUAGGCAAACUCGGCCCAACAGAUGUUUUGGGACUACAACUCCCAUCAUCCGUGACCACUGGUCCUGUUAGCUAGGGAUGAUGUGAGUUGUAGUCCCAACACACCUGGAGGGCUGAGUUUGCCUAUGCCUAAUUUAAAGCAAGAGUUUUAUACCGAUUGAUUCAGUUUCUAAUGUCUAAAUCAGGGUGGGGGACUUUUUCCAGUCCUUCGUGGAUAGCAUUUGAGGGUGGUGGGAUAUGCCAAUAGCAGCCAUGGCAGGAGGCAAAAGAAAAAACACAGGUGGGGCAAUGGAUGCGAUCCAUACUUUUGUAUAGUAGUCUACAAGCCACACAAAAGUCAGAUGUUUCUCUGGCAAUACUAGAUGGUGUGGUGCAGCUGCCCUGCUCACUUUGUCUCCAGUUGCUUUGCUGCUGCAUACCAGGAUGGAAAGGGGUAGGGGCAUGUUUGCACCAUGCCAAUCUUGCUGUCACCUCACCCCUUUCUCUGUCUCAGUAUGCAGCAGUGAUGUAGCUGGAGGGACAUCAGGUGAGUGGCUAUUAGGGACAGGCAGCAGUCCGAGAGGUGGGCAGAAGAGGCAGGGGAGCAGGAGGAUGAUCCAGGGGAAGGGCCAGCAAUUUGUGGGGCUCUAUGUCAGCCAGAGACAGGAAGAGAGGAGGCCAUGACAGAGUUGCAGGAAGACUCAGAGGUGGAAAAGACAGUCCCAGAGAGACUUCUGCUAUCCCUCCCCUUCUAUCUCCCAAGGACAAGGAGGGGCUUAAAGUGACAGGAGCAGGUGGAGCUGCUACACAGGAGAAGUUGCUAGUUGCUUGCAUACACCACACCAGACGGGGUUUAAGUGAGUUGGAAGGGGUGUGGUCACGCUGCUGCUCCAACUAUAGUGGUACCUCAGGUUACAAAUGCUUCAGGUUACAUAGGCUUCAGGUUACAGACUCCACUAACCCAGAAAUAGUACCCCGGGGGUUAAGAACUUUGCUUCAGGAUAAGAACAGAAAUUGUGCUCCGGCAGCGCGACGGCAGCAGGAGGCCCCAUUAGCUAAAGUGGUGCUUCAGGUUAAGAACAGUUUCAGGUUAAUAACGGACCUCCGGAAUGAAUUAAGUACUUAACCCGAGGUACCACUGUAUCCAGGUUGGAGUCUGAAGAAGCAGAUGCCUAGUUAGCUGAUCAGCAGGAGUGAGGUGUCUGUCCCUUGCACCUCAGGAGCUGGUGUAAUUGAGUGCUUUGCCAGUAAAGAACUAAACUUCAAAUUGCUUGUCUUCAUUGGGGCAGGGUGUGCUCAGGACAGUGGCAUAGCCCCACCAUUUCCUUUGCUACUAUCCUGUUCCCUUCUAUAAAAAACACACACCUGUCUCUGUAUUGUCCAACAAGGCAAGCAAGAGGUAUUAUCACAGUUUAAGGACGCACACUCGCCAGGAAAAGCAGCCAAGGAGGCCAUGGAAGAGGAACAGUGAGGGGUGUGGUCUAAGGAGGAGGCAUUGUCUGGAGAUAGUAUUGAGCGUUGGAGAGAGAAGCAUUGAGGGCCACAUUUUGCCCUGGGCCUGUGGUUCUUCCACCCCUGGUCUAAAUACUAAAGUUUCUGUUUUAAAGGAGGCCUAUUCUACAGUAAGACAUAGGCAUAUAGCCUUUGUGCUUUUCUGAUGAAUCAUAGAAUUGUAGAAUUGGAAGGGACCCCAAGGGACAGCUAGUUAAACCACCUGCAAUGCAGGAAUCUUUUCCCCAUAUGCACUAGGCACUGUACCUUUAACGGCUACUUGUAGUUUGGUUUUGGUACUGGCGAUGCUGUGACCAACCAAUGAAUUUCUGCUUAUCAAGUUGUUAAAGACACAGAGUUCAGUUGGGAAAAACCAGCUAUCAAAGUAUUUUCAAAAAAAGUUACUGUAUGUUACUUGCCUCCAGCCUCCUCAUCACAUUUAUGUAUGUCAUAAAUACUUAAGGCUUUUGAAGGUGAGCCAGGUUAAAACCCUUGAAAAUGUCAACCAUUACAUAUUUGCAUCAUAUUGUGUGGUUUCAUUCUACAAAGUUGCCAGCAUAAAAUUACUUUUAGGAAUAACUUUCAUAUGAGAGUAUCCACGUUUGGGCAUCAUUUUAAUCUUAAUGUUUUCCUUCUGGAAGUUUAAGCGUCAUGUUGGGGAACAAGAUGAAGAUGCAGACCUCUGGAUUGGAUAUUGUGCUUUUCAUUUGGGUGACUACAAGAGAGCACUGGAGGUGAGGUGAGGAAAUCCUGCUUCCUUUUGGAAGGAAGGGGGAUAUUGUCUUAAUAUAAAAAACAGAUGGGAGUGGAAAGAGACGUGUCCUAGAGCAGUUCAGCAAAAAGGCAUGCCAUUUUACUAUAAGUCUUGAAACAGAAUGGUAUAUCCUCAUGCUGGAUUAUGAUUAUGCAUGCUUAUGGACUAGUGAAUCUGAGAGGCAUGAGCAUGGGAAAGGCAGGAUUAUUUAUUUAUUUAUUUGACUUACAUACUGCACAAUUAAUAAGGGUUAGGUAUUGUCAGUUUGCUGCUGCUAUUUUUCAAAAGUCUAUGUUUGUGUAAAGGAAAAUAUGUCUUGGUGUAAAAAGAAUUGUGUUUGUAUUUCUUUCCCCAUAAGACAGCACAUUUAAUUUUGAUUUUUCAAAGCACAUUUUUAAAAAACUUUAUUUGGGAUAGCUUGAAAUUGGUGAGUUCUUCCAUGUCCUAAAGAUGUCCCCAUCUAAUGUAAAAGCUGGUAUAUAUGUAACCCUUGAUGGUUAAGAGAUCAGGAACUGGAUGAGAAAUUGUGUUUAUCUCUCCUAAACAGCCUAUCUCUUUUUGUGCACAAUAUCUCAAUUUUCUUUCAACUUCUUUCAACCCUGGCUUAUGGUCUAUGCAGUCAUUGGCAUUGUUGCACUCAUAAUUUAGAAGUACUAAGCAACUUUAAACUCUGUCACAUUGAACACAGUUAUAAUGCCAAUUAAAGACCCACAUAGUCUUUUUUUAUGGGUUAAAAUUUAGUGUGGAAAUAAAAAGUAACUCUUGAACUUGCCUUGGAGGAUCUUGGCCAGUUGAAAGUGGUCAGUUUAGCUGGUGGCAUGCUGAGAACCGGUGUAUUGUAGUUAAGCAGGUCAGCAUUGGGAAUGUACGUCUUUAACCUCUCUCUGCAAUUCAGAGGUAAUAACGCUGAUCUGCACUGCUGUAAGGAUUCCUGAAAAAAUAAACAUGAAACAUUUAAUAUUUAUACAACAUGUUCCCUAAGUGUUAGUAGUACAUCUUGUUUGAUAAUACACUAGAAGCGAAGAGCAACAUUGUUGGUCCAGAUUGAUUGAUUUACUAAGAAUAUAUAUAAAUUCUCAAGAUGGCUGAAAACUCAAAAUAAAAUUUCUGUUUAAUGGUUAUGGCAGCAGUAUAUCAAAAACUGUUACUUGUUUCAGGAAUAUGAAGAUCUGACAAAGCGAUCUGGCUGCAACCCUGAUGUUUGGGUGAAUCUAGCAUGCACUUACUUCUUCUUGGGAAUGUAUACACAAGCUGAACAAGCAGCCUUGAAAGGUAAGACGGAUAGCUGAUGCUAUAAUAUUAUAUAUAUUUAUCUCGGAGUAAGUCCCACCAAGUAGAAAUGUAAAAUGUAAAAAUUUGUGUUGUUAAGGUGGUGCAUCUGAGCAAAUUCAUAGUGUUAGUCACGAGUAUUUACAAACCCUGAACUGCUCCAAGUGUUGGCAUUAAAUUUUGUUUUAAUGCUUUUUUUGGAUUUUCUUUCAGCUCCCAAAAGUAGACUUCAAAAUCGCCUAUUGUUCCAUCUAGCUCACAAGGUAUGUGGGAAACAAAACCAUGCAGAGGCAAGUAGUAUUUUGUACUUGGAAGUAUUCUGAAACUCAGACCCUACCUUCCCCCAUCUUCAAAUACUACUAGUUUGAAUGAGAAUCCUGCCCAACUUGUCUAGGUACAGAAAGGUAGGGCAGAGACAGAGGCUGGGUAGGCACAGAGGACGAAAGCCCAGAAGCGGAGUGGUAAGAUGACCCAAGAAGAAGGAGAGCUAAGGGAUAUGUUACCUAUUGGAAAGCUAUACUCAGUGGAAAGAGAAGUAGUAUCUAAGGGAAAUAUGGGGUGGAGAUGGUAGAGACCUGAUAAUAUGUAUAGAGAAGCCUUUUAUUUAAGCACUUGUCUGGUAGCCAUAGGCAACAAGGAAUUGUGUACAGGUGAGUGCAUGAAAUUCCAUGUAGGUGAGUGAGAGGGCUAGGAGAGAAGUGCGUCCUUAUUCUAUGGCAACCACGAAAAGCAAGUGGGCGACCAGAGGAGAGAAGCCCUGUCCUCUGCACCCAGCAUAGAGAUACAGCAAGCUACUGGAUGCACAAUAGAGAGUUCCAUCCCCCUUCUGCUAACUUCCAGCAGACUAGUUAAAAAAGGGCUAGUAACUUUUGAGAGCUGAUUUACUAGGAUAAAGAGUAGUUGCUUACUGUCAGCUGUAUUUAUUAGUGUGUAUGUAGUAUGUCCUGCAUCUGUGUAAUCCUAGUUCUUAUUUCUUGUAUAGUUUGGUGAUGAGAAGAAAUUAAUGAGCUUUCACCAGAAUCUGCAAGACAUAACAGAAGAUCAGCUAAGCCUAGCAUCUAUCCACUAUAUGCGGUCUCAUUACCAAGAGGCUAUUGAUAUAUACAAACGUAUACUUCUUGAUAACAGGUUGGAUAUAUUUUUCUUUCCCAAUCUGUCAUUCUCUCUACUCUUUGGACAUUUUAUUGAUGGAGAAGGGCUAAAGUUUCAGUGUAUCGCUUUCUAACAGUUGGAGUUAUACUCUGAGAUUCUUGCUUCUUACUAUAAAUUCACUGUAGUACAUCCCACAACAUUGGGCCAAUGGGAUCCAGUAAUAAGAUUUAAAUUUUCCUGUGACCUCCCAGAGUAAUUUGGAUGAAAUUACUUAGCACUAAGAUCAGAGAUCACAGAUUCCUUAUAUUAGCAAUUAGUUCUUAUAUAAAAGAUAACAGAGUUUGGAGAUUACAGAUCUCAGUGCCUGAUGUCAUACAAUGUCAGGUGACUGACAGGUGGGCAUGGUUGCAUUCCAGAGGUUCUCUACUGCUGUCCUUGUCCUUCUGCACUGCAGUUUUCGUCUUCUUUCUUGUGGAAUUCAGGUUUGCUGCAACACUUUCUGUCAUGGUUUCUUUCUUCUGAUUUCUAGCUGUGACCUUCUGAGCCUGCUGGCCAGCUUCAGUUAUAGACCAUAUUCCACCUUCCAACAUUUUAGGCAAACAGAAGAGCUGUUGAGUUUUCCUAAGUUUCUGAUUCCCACUGUAACUAGGUUUCUUCUCCACCACCUUUGGGUGUUAGUUUCCUGGGCUCACCUGUUGAAUUCCCUGACAAGCACAGCCUCUGAAUAACCCUGUAUUUAACAGAAAGCAACCAUCUUAUAAUUAAGCAUAAACAUAAAGUGACUCAACAGUUGCAUUUCUUCACAGAUGUUUUAAAAUAUUCUCAGUAUUCAAGGCAUAGGUCUUAGUGAUCCCAUUUGGGUUGUUGCUUGUAGUUUCAGGAAACUUUUCUAAUCCUUCCAUGCACACACUAUUGUUCAUAGCAAAAGGCAUUUGUAAAUGCAUUACAAAGCAUUCUGCCAAUGAUAGAACAUGUAUUGAGAGUACACAUGUGCAGUAUUAUUUGCACAUUUCCGUUUAGGAGCAUUCUGCUUUAGGUGAAUUUUCUGCCACUAAAUGUAGUUAAAUGAAGAAACUUCGAUGUCUUGCAGGGAAUACCUGGCUCUCAAUGUAUAUGUUGCCUUGUGCUACUACAAACUGGAUUAUUAUGAUGUUUCACAAGAGGUGCUAGCUGUUUACCUUCAGCAAGUUCCUGAUAGCACCAUUGCUCUUAACUUAAAGGCUUGUAAUCAUUUCCGACUCUACAAUGGGAAGGCUGCUGAGGUACUUUGUUAAAAUGUUUUUCUCACUAAAGUCAUUAUCUCCUUCAUGCAAGUUUCAGUUUUGAAGUAAUAUUUCAGUUUCUGUAGAGAAGCUUUAACUUUAUGCUUUGUACCUCAGUAUGUGGUCUGUCUGACUAUAUGUAUGUGUUUCUAGUUAUGCUGGUGUCACUUCAAAUGAAUUAGUCACGUGCCAGUUCAGGUCCACAAUAUAAGAUGCAGGACCACUUUCAGAGGGUUGGCAUCAUUUGGCACCUGUUGAGGCACACCGCCCAAAAGAGGCACUACCUGGCUAACUCCUGGAACCUCAUGGCUCUGCUUGUCCUAGAACCAUAGAAUUGUAGAGUUGGAAGGGAUCCCGAGGGUCAUGUUGUCCAAUCCCCUGCAAGGUGGGAAUCUCAAGGCAAGUGAGCAGUGACGGGGGCAAGGAGAAGGAGCAGCAAUUUCUGCUAGCUUUGUUCUCCCUCUGGGCAGUGGUGCAGAUUAGGUUCAACAGGAGAGGGCAAGUGAAUGGGCAGCAGUAAAGAAGAGGUGGGACAACUCGGGGAGGGGAUGUUGAGAGCAUUUUUGUGCAAGCCCUUCCCCCCCCAAAAAAAAUUCUCAAACUGGCUCUGAUAAUAUUUUUUUGAGUAGUGUCAAUGGCUACUUCUGUUGAUUGUGUGUUCUGUUCUUCCACUCACUGUUUUGCAAUUUCUGAAAAAAAUUAAGGCGGAGCUUAAGAGCUUGAUGGACAGUGCUUCAACAUCGUUUGAGUUUGCUAAGGAACUCAUUAAACACAAUUUGGUGAGUAGCUAGCUUGCAUAAUUUUUAUGAAGUUCCGAAUAACAUAGGCUACAUUCAAAAGAAUGUCUUGUUGGUUGGCCCAAGAAAGUAUUGUGUGAGGUGCAAGUAGUCUGUAAACCUAGUCUUCCAGUUGUUUCCCCAUGUUCAAAUGUGCAUACCUAACCACAGCUGUGAAAAGGUGGUUUUGUUAUCUAUAAAGACUCUCCUUAGACAAGUUUCUAAGUAUGCACAACUAACUGCUUUUGCCCAUAUUCAAUCUUUAUUUUCGUCAUCUUUCCCUCUGUUUCUCUCCCCAUCCCCUAGGUCAACCCAAAUAACUUAUUUUGGAAUAUUUGCUUAUGAAACUAAGAUGUCAUAUACAAAAAUAAAGAUAAUCGUUUUGAGCUGUGCAGGAAUUGGUAUUUUCAUGAUGUACAAAUUGUUGAAAUUUAGUGGUGGAGUAAAUAUUUAACUUGUAAAAUUCAAAAGCAGAAUAUAUGACACAUUCAUAAUUCACCGGAGGCUUGUUGCCUCUUAGUUUAACAAACAUUUCAAAAUGCAUGUAUAGUGGAACCUCGGUUUACGAACUUUAUCCAUUCCGGAAGUCCGUUCUUAAACCGAAACCAUUCUUAAACCGAGGAGCGCUUUCCCUAAUGAGGCCUCCCACCGCCAGUGCUCUUCCACCAUACGGAUUCCAUUCUUAGACCGAGGUAAAGUUCUCAAAUUGGGUCACUCCUUCCAGUUUUGCGCAGUUCUUAAACCGAAUAGUUUGUAAACAGGGCUGUUCUUAAACCAAGGUACCACUGUAAGAUGGUUCGCUGCAGGUUGUUUGCUGCUGUACUAAUGCAGUGAGGACUUUCUUCUGCAGGUUGUAUUCCGAGGAGGGGAGGGGUCUCUCCAAGUACUGCCUCCCCUGGUUGAUGUCAUACCUGAAGCCAGAUUGAAUUUAGUAAUCUACUACCUUCGGCAAGGUAUGCACAUCUUCUGGAUUUUGACUUCUUUUGUCCCUUAAAAUGAUUCUUUUCCUCCACAUAGGGUACAAGGGGGUCUUUGUUUUGAGGACUGGCAUAUAGGUUGGUAACUUUUUACAAUUAAAUAAAUUGCUUAGAUUCCUAGCUUGUGAAAAAAGACAGCUGUAAAUGACUGAAAAAAUAGAUCAGCCCAAGAAGAUACAGUGGUACCUCGGGUUACAUACACUUCAGGUUACAGACUCCGCUAACCCAGAAAUAGUGCUUCAGGUUAAGAACUUUGCUUCAGGAUGAGAACAGAAAUCGUGCUCCGGCAGCGUGGCAACAGCGGGAGGCCCCAUUAGCUAAAGUGGUGCUUCAGGUUAAGAAUAGUUUCAGGUUAAGAACGGACCUCCGGAACGAAUUAAGUACUUAAUCCGAGGUACCACUGUAUUCUUUUGCUAGUGGAACAUUUCAUUUUCCUGAAGUUGCUAUGAAAUAAGAUCUGUGUGCUUGGUCGCAGUUAGAGGCAGCUGAGCCAUCAGAAGAUGGCUUUGCAACUGUACUUCCAUACAGAGGUUUUAUAAGGACUUAAAUAAGCACACCUGAGACAAGGAAGCUACAUGGCAUCUCUGCUCCUCACUCCUCUAUGCAAAACGCCAUACAAUGUGAGAUCUAUUUUUGCCACAUUGUUUCCCAUAAACUGCAACCUAGGCAUAUUAAUUGGGAGAAUCUGUAACAUCUUCUUUGUUGUGGUGCUGAAUGUUUGUAAUGAAAAAAACAUUUUUAGUAAAAAAAAAAGUCUGCCUAAAUUAAGUGUAAUUCCAGUUCUUGAUUUGUGUGAGUUAUACAUCUGAAUAAAUUUUUAGUUAAUUACCUUUUAUCUUUUGGUUGUAACAAUGAUGGGAAUUAGCAGAAAAAGCCCAAUUUCUAACAUCUUGAGUCAAAAUACAGUUCUUCAAAAUCUUACCAUGCAAUUCUGAGCAUAUGUAUUCAGAAGUAAGUAGGGCUUACUCCCAGGUAAGUGGAUUUAGGAUUGCAGCAUUAGUCUAUUUUCCCAAAAGGUUGCAUUAUUUAGUGUCAACAUUUUUGAAUCAAAAAUUCUUCUUAGGUGAAGCUCAAUCACAGGCGGUUAGCCCUCUUCCUGUCCCAUCCUCACAGGAUGAAUAAAUGUAUGAGAGAAAAGAAUGUGAUUUUUUUUUAUCUUGCCCCUGUUCUGUUCAGAAGGCAUCUGCUAAUCCAUUUUAUUAAAAAAAGACCUUUGCUCUGAAAAAAUAGCAGAAAAUAAAAAAUGACGUAACCCAUAUUUGUUAUAAAGACUAAAGAAAUGUAUAAUCAGCAAGUACACAUUUGUUGCAGUUUAUGGUUCCUUUUCAUCCUUUGUUUUUGAAUGCCUUUAUGAAAAGAUGAAUUAUGAUGUGGGAAGGUGACAUGGGAAAUACAAUAUGCACUGUAAUGUGUUCUUUCAGAUGAUGUGCAGGAAGCCUACAAUCUGAUUAAAGACCUGGAACCUACAACCCCACAGGUAAAAAGAAAUAUUUGGAUAUGAUUAUACAUAUAAUGGAAGACAUGGUCAUCUGGGAUAGGUUCUGUCAGAGAGUGGAACACUUUCCUAAAAGAAGAUAUUUGAAUCUGUUUACUUUAUUUGGACAUAAAGUAUAUCAUUCUUGGAUCAAAACGAAACAGGCAUGCAGAUCUUCAUCCAUUUUUAAAACUAUGGUUGAGUCCAGACUAAAGUUGCAAUCCUAACCUCACUUAGUUGGAUUUAGUCCCAUUGAAUUCAAUAGGUCUUACUUCUGAGUAGACAUGCUUAGGAUUGUGCAGUACAUUAGUUGCCCUGUUUCCACAGAAAUCAUUGUGAAAAGGUAGUCCUGUCUUGCCUUAGAUUACACUGAAAUCAAUAGAAACCAAAUGUUAAUAGCUUACUCUGGAUCUAACUCUGUAUCUUUUAAUUGUUUGCACCUUGUUUGAUAGAGACAAAAGGAUGAGUCACACAACACAUUUGGUCAAAACCUUAAGACAUUGUCAAAAUAUUUAAGGAGCACAAGAAUAGCACAAAUAACAUAUUGCGGUGUCUUUUUUUUUUUUUUACAGUUUAGAGAUUUAUUCCAUAUUCAUACGAAACUUUAAAACUGUUUCAAUAUGCACUAUCUUAAUGCAUUUAAACAUGUGUUCUCAUAUAAUAUAUUGGCUUAAAACUUCAGGGGAAAAUGCAUAGAUCUUAAAACCUAUGCUGGUUCUGUACUAAAAGACAGUGAAUGGAAACAGUAUUUUAUAGGAAGAGAAGCAUUUAUUUGACAGACUUUUCAAAUUAGGUUCAGAGCUAGUGAAUGCCAGAAGAAGAACUGGAAAACUGAGCAGAAGAUCCCCCCCCCCAUUUAUAAUUUCCCUCCUUUUUAUAAUGUGUUCUCUGAACUACAGCCUCUGAUUAUUUCAUGCAAGUUACUAACUGCGCGUGUCAAGAUUGAUUUUGGUUUAUAUAUUUAAUACAGUUACUUAGAAACCAUGGAAACAGGCUAUUCAGAAAUCUAUGUAUUUGUAAAGCAAUUUGAACAGAAUACUUCACAAGUUGCUUUAAAGCUUCAUUAAAUGGUUGUCUCAUUUUAUAUAAUCUUUCUCUAGGAGUAUAUCCUAAAGGGAGUGGUGAAUGCAGUCCUAGGCCAGGAAAUGGGCUCAGUGAGUACAAUACCUUUUUUACAUCAGUAAUUCAUAUGGAGUACACGAGAACACAUUGCAAUUCAGCUAACAGGUUGAUUUUGAUACUAACUUGCCUCUUGCUCUUUUGUAUUUCCUACAUAUUUGCCAGUGAAAAAAUGGAAUUGUGAAUCAUCAUAUACACUAAUGAUGAUGCUAUAGGGUGAUAUCAGCAUGUUUAGAGGAACCUCAAAAUUUCUAGAAAUAGAAAAAAUAUUGGGAGUGGGAUUUAAGAAGGCAAAGCCCAAGACACUCCCAUGGGGACUGAGUGUGCUCUGUGGCCUCAGAAUGCAGAGUAUUGGUGGAGAGGGAGGGGGAAAUGAAAGACUUGAUGGUGGAGGAAUGAACUAUGCUGCACAAAGGCAAGGUUGCACUGAACAGGAAUCCUGCAUAUAGUAACAUUUUUGUGACAGGUUGAAUAUUUCUGAAAGUCAAUAAACUUAGGCUCUCCAGUCUACGGACAACCAGAGAGACUAGGUUCAUUGCCCCCACACGUACUGCCUGAAUUCCUUCGGCAUCUGCAGGUGGAUGAGGAGAUAACCAAGAUACUAAAACCCUUUUAUUCUCUAUUGUUAGCUGAAGUCUGUUAUCUGGACAAUGACUUUUUGUUUUCUUGUUGUGAAUUUUAAAAGAGUUCUAUUAUUUUACACUUAUAUUAUUAUUUUAAAAGCCAAAUCAAAAUAAUAAACUUUGUUUCUCUAUCUGUUUUUACAUAACAUCUGCAUGUAAUAUUUAGUUUGGUCUCCAUAUUCCAAAGAUUUGUCUAUGCUCUGCCCCAUUGCUCAGCGCUUUCAUGGAUUUAAUGUUUCUUUGUUUCUUUUCCAGAGAGACCACUUGAAAAUUGCUCAGCAGUUCUUUCAGCUGGUAGGAGGAUCUGCCAGUGAAUGUGGUAUGUUUUAACUUUUCUUUUUUCUCAUUCCUUCAGAUGUCAAUAUUGCCAGUGAAUGCAACCAUUUUGUUACCUGGGUCAAGUAAAAAACAUGGUUAAUAUCUUUCUCUGUCUUAGUGACCCGAACCAUAUAUAUACACUGUACUUACAUCUGCCACCAAAAACAGAGGCCUCAUGUCUAGUUCGCAGUAAUGUCUAAUUUGCCUUACUUGGAUCAUGGCUUAACAAUAUUGCUCACUUUCCUGACUUUUCUAUACAUUCCUGUACAUUUGCUUAUCCCCUGCUAGCAGAAAAUUCCUAACAUAAUUAGGAAAAGUUGUAGAAGACAUAACAGGAGAAUUGAGGAACUUGACACGCAGGUUGCAUUUUCACAGAUCAUAAUAUGUACAUUGUUUAGGUUGAUCUUAAAUUUGUACACCUAAUCUGCAUAGGUUAUGAAAGUUCAUAUCACACUAAGCUCUUUAAGGUACUGCAGUGGACUAAUAUGGCUACAUCUCUAAAAUAUUUUCAAUAUAAUACAUAAGGAGAGCCUGCUCUUUCCCCCCUUUAUAGGAAUCCUGUGUUCAACCAUGCAUAAGACUAUUUUUACACUGGGAUGUUUUCUUGUGUCGUGGAAGUAUUGCUUAUGUUUUAUGCAAACGGGAAUGUUUAAGCAAGUUCCACUAUCCCAAAACAAGAGGACGCCUCUUGCUGGUCAGCUAAGAAACAGAGGAAAAUAGUGAAAGAACACCUGACUGAUAGUUCAGUUGGAAACCAAUAUGUGUAAUAUGCUAUAUCAAAAACACUUAGGGCUAUUUUUCUCAACUUGUCAAACUUAUUCUGAGUGCAGACUUGUUUGCCACAAAGUAUAAACUGACCUGGUAGCCAGAUUGUGGUUCUGGGCUAUUAUAUAUAGAGAUGCUAGACUAUGUUAUCUCAGAAAUAAACUAAUCAGACUCAAAAAUUGUGCAUAUAACUUCUGUUCUUCAGAUACAAUCCCCGGGAGACAGUGCAUGGCAUCUUGCUUCUUUCUGCUCAGGCAGUUUGAUGAUGUCCUUAUUUACCUUAACUCAGUGAAGGUUAGUACGUUUUAUAUCAGCUGGUAGUCUCCUACAAAUCUUUACAUGUAUUACUUUGUGUGUGAUGCAUAAACUUGCCACACAAAAAAUGGAGGUGAAAAGAAGGGAUGGUUAUCUCAAUCACAUUUCUGAGAGAGUUUUAUUUUAAAAUAUAAAUAUAUAUUCAGCCCUUUGGGGCAAGUGCCCUCAUAAGGCAGCAUAGAAAAACAGUUGUAUAAAACAUAUAAAAGGAGCAUCUUAAAAUAUACAUUACAUCCCUUUGAAAAAUUAUCAGUGAACCAUCAUCAAUUGAAUAAAGGCAGAUCAAAACAAAAAUGCCUUAAGAAUUCUUUUUAAAACCACCAGUGAAAGGGCAAUAUACACUUUAUGAAUGACUGCGUUUCAUAAGUAUAGGUCAAGCCCUGAAUAUCCGGUACCCAUCAGCUUAAGCUUUCUUCUUGACAGAACAGAGAGAACGACAUGUGAUGCUGACUUUUGAGCUUGGACAGGGUCAUAGACACCUCUUAGAAACUUUGGUGAUUAUUUCAGCUUUUUUAUACGCUUAAGUAAAUGUAGGUGCAGGCCGUACUUUAGAUAACCUGAUCCCAAAUCAUUUAACAUUGUAAAAGUUCACAAGUGCUUGUGCCUUAUUUUUCUGGCAUUUUCAGUGAGCAUUCGAUCGUCGGCCCUCUUUUUCUAAGUUCCAGUUUAAACUCCACUAUGUAUGUAAUUAGGAUUUUGUGCUUCUGUUGAAUGUCAUCUGCCAUUCUGUGGACAUUCUAAUUUGUAGAGUAGAGUAGGAGGAGACAUGAUAGAGACAGGAUAGACAUGUUGGGGGAAAGGUGAAUAGGGAUCAUGGUUUGCUGCUCCCACUAGCACUAGGGGGGAGGAAUGAAACAGGAGCGAUUUCUGUGUUCAGAAUAAACCAUUAUCUAUAGUUUUGUGACAUGAGAACUGAGCUGUUGUAGAAAGGAAUGAAAGAGAUGAAAACAGAAGCAAAUUAAAAAUUAAAGGCCCACAAAGAGAGUCUAAAAACUGAGUACAAUAUAGAACUGAUUAAAUAAAAGUGCUUGAGUAAGCAGCUGGUGAGACAUACCUGAAGACUGGUAGCACUGAACAAAGCCUGAUUCAUAAUCUGAUCAUACAGUUAAUUUGGUGCUUACACAUUCCAUUCUGACUGAGGCUUGGUGUCUGUUGGCAUUCUGCCACUUUCUGUUCCCAACCAGUGUGUCUGGGAAGUGCUUUGUACCUCCCACACAGCCAAAGAUAUCAGCACAAAUGACUUUCCCACAACUGAAGGUGAACAGUGCUUUUUCUUGGGCAAGUACUUGGCAUGGAUGUGGGCAAAAAAGUGCUUUGAUCAAGUUCCACUUCUACAUGGUUGUUAUUUUGCUACCAUUCUGAAAUUCUUAGUCACUUAGGUGUGGUCACCUGGGCCAUGCUUAUGUAAGGGCAGAACCAAAUAGGAAAGCUUAUCUGUGAAAGAUCUAAGGAAUUAUUGGCUGAUUAGAGCGUCUUGGCUGAUUAGAGCGUGUCCAGACGAGGUGCGGGCCCUCCUGGGGGAUAUCAUCAAUUUGUCCCUUGGCACGGGGACAUUCCCAGGGGAACUGAAGGAGGCAGUGGUGCGCCCGCUCUUAAAGAAAACAUCAUUAGAUCCUUUAGAUCUAUCCAAUUACCGCCCGGUUUCGAAUCUUCCGUUCCUGGGUAAGGUGAUUGAGAGAGCGGUUGCUGAACAGCUUGGUGGCUUUCUAGAUGAAACAUCGGCUCUGGAUCCAUUCCAGUCCGGCUUCCGCGCUGGUCAUCGGACCGAGACGGCUCUGGUUGCCCUAACAGAUGAUCUUCGUAGACAGCUGGAUCGAGGCGGGUCAGGGCUGCUGAUUCUUCUAGACCUGUCAGCAGCUUUCGACAUGGUUGAUCACGAACUUCUGGACCACCGCCUUGCCGACAUGGGGAUCCAGGGCACAGUCCUUCAAUGGCUGCGCUUGUUUCUCUCUGGUCGGGGACAGAGGGUGGCGCUUGGGGGGGAAUUGUCAUCGCGCCACUCCUUGGUGUGUGGAGUACCUCAGGGUGCGAUACUCUCCCCGAUGCUUUUCAACAUCUUUAUGCGCCCCCUCGCUCAGCUUGUUCGGAGUUUUGGGCUGGGUUGCCAUAAGUAUGCCGAUGACACCCAACUCUAUCUGUUGAUGGAUGGCCAUCCUGACUCGGCCCCAGACAUACUGACCAGAUGUUUGGAAGCUGUGGCUGGAUGGUUACGUGGGAGCCGGUUGAAGCUAAAUCCUUCGAAGACAGAGGUCCUGUGGCUGGGACGGGGCGAUAUGGGAUUGGGGGGGGCAACUCCCAUCUCUUGUGGGGGGCGCAAUUAGUGCCAGCACCGUCUGUUAAGAGUUUGGGUGUAAUCUUCGACACCUCCCUUUCCAUGGAGGCGCAGAUUGCAGCUAUAACAAAGACGGCAUUUUUCCAUCUCCGCCAAGCUAAGCAGUUGGCUCCUUACCUCUCUCGCCCUGACCUAGCCACUGUGAUCCACGCGACGGUCACCGCCAGACUGGAUUAUUGUAACUCGCUCUACGUGGGGCUGCCCUUGAGACUGACCCAGAAACUCCAGCGGGUGCAGAAUGCUGCAGCGAGACUCCUUACGAGGUCUUCGCUGCGAGAUCACAUUCACCCGGUGCUAUACCAGCUGCACUGGCUCCCGGUGGAGUACAGGAUCAGGUUUAAGGUGCUGGUUUUAACCUUUAAAGCCCUAUACGGCCUAGGACCCUCGUACCUACGGGACCGCCUCUCCUGGUAUGCCCCACAGAGAAACUUACGGUCUUCAAAUAAAAACAUCUUGAAGGUCCCAGGCCACAGAGAAGUUAGGCUGGCCUCAACCAGAGCCAGGGCUUUUUCGGCUGUGGCUCCGAUCUGGUGGAACACUCUGUCACAAGAGACCAGGGCCCUGCGGGACUUGACAUCUUUCCACAGGGCCUGCAAGACAGAGCUGUUCCACCAGGCCUUUGGCCAGGGCACAGCCUGACUCCCUCCUCGGCAAUCUUCGCGGAGCUCUGGCCCAAUGGUUGCCAGUGGCUUGAAUUAAUUAAUUUUAUAAUGAAUGAUUUCAGAGUGUUGUUUAUGCUGUACUUUUGUACUGUUUUAUUGUUGUUAGCCGCCCUGAGCCCGGCUUCGGCUGGGGAGGGCGGGAUAUAAAUAAAAUUUAUUAUUAUUAUUAUUAUCCCAAAGCGCAUAUGACAGGGAUUUAAUAAGGAUGUCUUCUAUUAUUCAGUGAUCACACAGUAACAGCACAAAAUCAGUAUCUCCACAGAACUUUAGCAUCCCAAGAAUCUCCACUUUAAUUUUAAAGAGCAAGUGUCUCGCUUUCUGUUUGUGAAAAUAUUUCUAAGUGUGGGAAACCCUAGAUAAAAUCUCAUAACUGAGCAUUGAUGCUGAAUGGGGCCGAGUUUCAAUGUACUGACUAAUGCCUUGUCCUUCUGCAGUUAUACAAAUGAGCAGAAAUAGCAUUUAGGACAAUAUGCUCUGGGCUGUCCUUUGUAUCAAGAGUAUGUGGCAGGGGGUGUAUCUUACCAUACAGUACACAGUGGAUGCAUUCUGACCUCACAUUUCCUGAAAUUCCAGAUCAUGGAUCAUACCUGCUGUCUCAUUCUUUCGUGCAUCUGGCUUAAUAAAAUAUUUCUGUAAAACAGUUUGACAUGUUACCUGAACUGGCAAUCUGGCUUAAACAAUCCAGCCAAAUCAGAAUCAAUCUGUAGUUUGCAAUCCUAGUUUGCAGGGAUUGCUCACAUCACAGUUUGCCAGUUUGAAUGUCACAGAAAACUCUGUUUUGGCAAACCAGGGAAUGCUAUAUUAAGUUGAAUGCACAAGGGGAGGAGGGUGCAUGUGUACAUUCGGUUAAUUCAUGAUUAGUGAAUGUGACAUCUAGCUGCAGCAAAUGUAAUUAGGGUGGCCAGGCAAAAAAAAUAGACAGGCUGCUGCACCUUUAAUAGUUGUUGGAAGAAGAGAGAAAUUCAUCAAGUGUAGUUGGACUGGUGAAAUUCUGUCUUCUACAUACAACUUUUAAAGGUUGCUUGUCCUAUUUUUCAUCUUGUCACACUAAAAGUAACCUAUUCAUAAAAAUGGGUGAAAGAAAUCUAGAAUCCUAUACAUAUUCUACAUCUCCUAUUAUGCAUAUUUGUUGUUGUUUAGUCGUUUAGUCGUGUCCGACUCUUCGUGACCCCAUGGACCAGAGCACGCCAGGCACUCCUGUCUUCCACUGCCUCCCGCAGUUUGGUCAAACUCAUGUUAGUAGCUUCAAGAACACUGUCCAACAUAUCAUCCCCUGUCAUCCCCUUCUCCUUGUGCCCUCAAUCUUUCCCAACAUCAGGGUCUUUUCCAGGGAGUCUUCUCUUCUCAUGAGGUAGCCAAAGUAUUGGAGCCUCAGCUUCAGGAUCUGUCCUUCCAGUGAGCACUCAGGGCUGAUUUCCUUCAGAAUGGAUAGGUUUGUUCUUCUUGCAGUCCAUGGGACUCUCAAGAGUCUCCUCCAGCACCAUAAUUCAAAAGCAUCAAUUCUUCAGUGAUCGGCCUUCUUUAUGGUCCAGCUCUCACUUCCAUACAUCACUACAGGGAAAACCAUAGUACAUCAUAUAUCUCUCCUGCUUUUGAGUCCAGUGGCCAUUUCUUAUGCAAUUCUCUUUGGAUGUGGGUACACAUUAAGUACAGAAUACUCAUGGAUUGCAGCAAAUAGGAAUACUGCAUGCAUGAAUUACCGGUACUCACUGUUUUAUCAAUUUAGUUCUGAAAUGGUUUUAUCACUUUCCAGGACUGCUGCACUAAGGAACCCAAACUAUUUGAACAUACAGUACAGUACAGUGGUACCUCGGGUUACAUACGCUUCAGGUUACAGACUCCACUAACCCAGAAAUAGUGCUUCAGGUUGAGAACUUUGCUUCAGGGUGAGAACAGAAAUUGUUCUCCGGCGGCAUGGCAGCAGCAGGAGGCCCCAUUAGCUAAAGUGGUGCUUCAGGUUAAGAACAGUUUCAGGUUAAGUACGGACCUCCGGAACGAAUUAAGUACUUAACCCGAGGUACCACUGUAGUAUAGUUCUAAGGAGAUCUUCAGCACUCACAGAACUAAAUUAUGGAAUUAGACAUGAAUGUUUUGAAGAGUUGGGUAGAGAUUUAGAGAAAGAGGCAGUUUUUUCACAGCAGGAUUUAACAUGCCCAGAAAGAAAGGCAUACGAAAGAAAGCUGCCACCCUGCAAAUCCAUUGUGACCAGUUCUGUGGAAUGUUUCAGCUAUGUACUGAGUCACAAAGCCAUUUGAGCUACUAUUUGUAAAGGUGUUUUUUUUUACUCUAUUAUCUGGUACAUCUUCAAGUUUUAAAGUAUGUUUUUUAUUUAUUGUGCACAACUUAUUUUCCAGAGUUACUUCUACAAUGAUGACACUUUUAACUUUAACUAUGCCCAAGCCAAAGCUGCUACUGGCAAUACUAGUGAGGCUGAGGAGGUAUGUAGCUUCUUCUUUAAAAACACCACAUGCAAGGAACACACUUCCUGAUUACCUUCUGGGUCAUCUUGGAUAUGCUCUGAGGAUAGCCUUUUUUGCUUUACUUCUAAAAAUAUAUAAUGCCUAGAUGACUGCUAUUAAUUAUCCUUCUGCUUAGACUGACUUUCCCUACUUGUGGCCUUUUUAGGUCUUGAAACUUUCUUAUAUAAUGAUUCUGUUGAAUGUUUUGUUAUUUGAAAUUCAUCUGUAUUUUUAAGUAGACACAUACUUAUGGUAUAUAUCAUGCAGCAGAUAUUUAAUGCAAACAGACAUUUGUUUUUUCUAUCUGUUUCCCCCUCAGGUGUUCCUCUUGAUUCAAAAUGAGAAGAUAAAAAAUGAUUUUGUUUAUCUCAGCUGGCUAGCUCGCUGCUGUGAGUCACUUUGCCCUGUUAUAGAAUGUAGAUUUUUUUGUUGCAUUAGCCCUGUUGCUAUUUCUCCUUAAACUUGUUUUAACCUUGUGGGUGGAUUUAAUUAAUUUUUUAGAUAUAAUUGGAUACCUUUAUAAGAGGCAAGUGCCCUACAAAAAGUAAAUCUUGCCAUAGCCUGUGAGUAAGCAAGAGUGGUUGGGAGUCUACUCAAGGAAAAGGUGGUGUCUUGGUAUCACUUGCAAAAUAUUUCAACAGAACAAGUACUGGUAAAAAUUCUUGUUUGUUCUUGUUCUUUGGGACAAGUACAGCUGAGACAACUGCAAUUAAAUUUCCAAACAUUUAAUUGUUUGGUCCCUGCAGCACUCUACCUUAAUUACAUUUGUGAGAGAGCAAUCUGAAGUUCUCAUUAGCUAUUGAUAGCAAAUAUGCUCACAUAUUACGGGUUUUAAAAGGCAGCCAUCUUGACAGAAGAUCUGGCAUGAAAUUCAGCCCACAUGGCUCUUGCUAACCAUAGAGAGUUUGUGAUAAUUUUAUGAAACAGGAUAUUUUGGCUCAGAGUUUGGGUUCAAAGUGAUACAUACAGGUGGUACAAUACAGUAGAGAACCCUUAGAUGGUUUGUCUCUUAAACAUCACCUUUCUUGGUUUCUAAAAUAGGAUGGGCUGUUACUUUCUGCCCUGUAACUUUCCAGUUACCCACACAAACAUAGGAAGGGGUGAACUUUGACCUCCCAACACACAGUAAGAAGUAGACUAUGCUAUCUGGUUCCUUAGUAAGGAAGUCAGUCAGGUUCAGACAGGCAGAUCUCUAUAAAAGCUUCAUACAUAAUCUAGAUGAACUUAGACAUGUUACAUUGCUGGGGUGGGGGGAAGCUGGCAAGAAUUGCACAAAACUAGGAAAUUUUAUUUUAUGGAUUUGGAUUCUGGAUCACCUUCAAAGGUAGCCCCACGUAGAGCACAUUGCAGGAGUCCAAGCUGGAGAUAACUAGAGCAUGCACCACUGUGGCAAGACAGUCCGCGGGCAAGAGCACUGGGGUUACGGAAAUUGCAGUGGCAGCUUCUGCCAGCAGGAAGUUAUACAAUUGAGGUUUUCCAGUGUGACAGUGUGCAUGUUUAUGUGUGCAGCAAUAUUGUGCAAAGUGACUGAUGUAAUAAUGUAUGCAGAGCUCUGAAUUUCUCUCAAAAAUGGAAUCAGUUGCCUCUUUAGAAUCCUGGUUCCUUUACUGAGCUCUGUGAAGAAUUGUCAGACAAUUAAAUGCUAUUAGAGAAUAUUGUAGCAAAAUAAAUGCUGAAUUGGUAUCAUCCUCUGCCAUUGGUAAAAGUGCAGUGGUGUUAGCUGUCAUAGCUUGUAAGUGUUAAUUGGUUUUAGAGUCAACUGUUUCUACUGUGUUUGGUGUCGAGUAACUCUAGGUAAGGGCACUAUAUUUUUAAAUAGCUGUUGUUGUUUAGUCGUUUCCGACUCUUUGUGACCCCAUGGACCAGAGCACACCAGGCAUAAAUAGCUAUACCAAUGUAAAUAUAUAAUUAUCAUUAUAUGGACAAUUAUCUAUAAGUUUUAUUCUUAAAGUGCAGUAAUAAUAAGCCUCCUUUCAAAGAAUAGUAUAACACCAAUAUUUCUGGGAACCUUAUAAGCAUUGCUAUUAAAUGGACCUUAAAAUUACAGACAUGAUAUGAAAUAGAUACUUAUGCUAAACUGGGUAUAUACAACUAAAUGCUUUUAUAAUUGAAUACCAUUCAUCUGUUUGACCAGUGUUUUUACAUGACCACAGAAGAGCAAUAUAAGGCUAAGGAAAUUAAUGCUACUGGUGUAUACUUGUUUGGAAUAAGUGUAGAAAUACAAGGAGUGUUAACUUCUGUGUACAUAUUAUAUAGAGAAGAGCAGAAAAGAGCAACUGGGGUUGAAAACAGGAGGACUACUAACUGAAUUUUCUAAUAGACCUUUUUUGUCUAUUCAAAUGUUCAGCCUGUCACUAGGAGAUGCCUGCCAUGUGCUCAAAUUCCAAGGCAGGCAUGAUACGUCUAUAGUUUAUGAGCAUUGUCCCACAGAAUCUGAAUCUCCUAAUUGCAGAAUUGUAGAAGCACUGGCCUUUUAUAUAAAUUAAGAUAACAGUUCAUUGCCAAAAAUUAAAAUGCUUAAAAGUUAAAGCCUUUAUAAAAUGUUGCCUUUUCAUCCUUUAAAUAAACAUUUGAGCAAUGUGCGAUUUCUAAGCAGAACAAACAGAUCAGUGGAAUGAAUGGCAUGUGUUUCCAAAUGGAAACUUAAUGUUAUGCAGAUUACCUCUGUGCUAAUUAGACAUGGGAUGGAUUUCCUGACACUUUUUUGUAUCUCCUGAUUAUUAGAAUGUGGCUUUUUGUACUGCAGGUAGCAAUGGGUGUGUUACAUUGCUUUUUACCUUAUCUGAAUGAUAGAAAUAAAGACGUGUACUGCUGAUUAGAAUGCUUAUCCACUUUUGCAAACACUAUGUGAUGACAUGUCUCCACUAGCUCUAGCUUUUUGUUAAUUGCAGACAUUAUGAAUAAGAAGCCACGACUAGCCUGGGAGCUGUACCUGAAGAUGGAAACCUCAGGAGAGUCUUUCAGCCUUUUGCAACUAAUUGCAAAUGACUGCUACAAAGUGAGCCUCCCUCUCUUCCCCUCCCAUCAUUAGUUAUUAGUAUCAGUUAUUACCCCCUAAGAGACUACUGAAUUUUUUUAAUGAACUGAAUAUUUUCUAGCCCUUGGAAAGUUGGAACAUUUUGCCUGCAAAAGCAUAUACUUUACCUCUGAGCAAAAUUCAUUCCCUAUAUUAGUAGUGAAUAUAAAAUUUUAAUUCUAAGAUUUAAGAAACAAGCAUAAAAGUGUUAAUUGGGAAGCAAACUUCUUUCACUAGCAUGCUUCACUAGGUAUCUAAAGUAUUUCAAGCUAAGCCAAUAAAAGUUUCUUAACUUAGGCUUGUUCUUUUACUGCUGUUUUCAAGUCAACUAGCAUUAUGAUGAAUACAUUAGUGCGGCUAGAUCUAGAGGAGUGUUUAGAACUGUUUGUGCAAUUGGCAAAUUAUUUAGUUGGAGGCAUUGUGCUCCUUUCUGUGUAUGAUUUAAGUGUUUCUUUACAGUAGUGUUUUAACACAAGAUGAUUUUCAUAACUUGCCUGUUUAUAAAAUUGGAGUGUGCCUGAUCCCCUGAUUGGGAUCAGAAAAUUUCCACUGGCUUCUGUUAUUUGUUCUUAUGAAUGGCUGUAUUAUUUUAUAUUUCUGAUGUAAGAUUGGUGCCUUGAGCAUGUAACUUUCUUUCCUGUACAGAUGGGCCAGUUUUACUAUUCUGCAAAAGCCUUUGAUGUUCUGGAAAGACUGGAUCCUAACCCUGAAUACUGGGAAGGCAAAAGGGGUGCUUGUGUGGGCAUCUUCCAGAUGAUCAUAGCUGGCAGAGAACCCAAGUACGUACACUGAUUUUCUUUGUACUACCUUGGGGUCAGUGUCCUGGAUUCUUACACUCUUCUAGCUCACUGUUAAAUGUGUAUGGCAGGGGCAGGGAACCUUUCUCACCUUGAGGGCCACAUUCCUUCUGGGCAACCUUUUUGGGGGCUACGUGCUAGUGGUGGGUGGGGUCCAGGGCAAAAGUGGGCAGAACAAAUGUAAAACUUACCUUUGUACAGUAUGAUAGUUUCUAUACGCACUUGCACGCCCCUUUCCAUCCUUCAUUCAGACAAGCAAAAUGUAUUGAGGGAGCUCAAGGGCACAUCCCAGUCAGGCAAAAACACUUGGGGUGUGAAGCUGGGCCAGUUAGGGUUGUGACCUGCGUAGGGUUAUGAGGGCCAGAUAGGGAGGCCUAUAUGGCCUUAUUUCACCCCUGGGUUCCCUACCCUGGUUUAUAGGAACAGAAGGAUGAAGGCCCAGCCCUUUUCAGUUAAAAAGUCCUAAUAACUGAUAAACAUUUUUAAGAAGGCUUAAACAUUACACGUUCACCUCAAUAAGGCCAAUACAGUGGUGCCUCGCAAGACGAAAAGAAUCCGUUCCGCGAGUCUCUUCGUCUUGCGGGUUUUUUCGUCUUGCGAAGCAAGCCCAUUAGAGGUUUAGCGGCUUAGCGCUACAGUAUUAGCGGCUUAGCCGGCUUAAAGAUCAGCUGAUAAGCGGCUUAACGAUCAGCGGAUAAGCGGCUAAGCAUCAGCUGUUAAGCGGCUUAAAGAUCAGUUGAUAAGCGGCUUAGCAUCAGCUGUUAAGCGGCUUAAAGAUCAGCUGAUAAGCGGCUUAGCCAUCAGCUGAUAAGCGGUUUAGCGGCUUGGGAAAAAGGGGGGGGAACCCUGCAGGAACUCGCAAGACAUUUUCGUCUUGCGAAGCAAGCACAUAGGAAAUUCGUUUUGCGAAGCACCUCCAAAACGGAAAACCCUUUCGUCUAGCGGGUUUUCCGUCUUGCGAGGCAUUCGUCUUGCGGGGCACCACUGUAAAAAGAGACACAGGGAUAAGCAGUUAUCGUGCAAUGGGACACAUACUUUCCAAAGCAAUUUGGAUACAAAAUUGACUAGACAUUUAUGGUAUCCAACAGUGUUGCUCAGCUGAUGGUAGGGCUUCUAUCAGCAGAGCAGGGAGGGGAAUAGUUUUUAGCCAUUUCCCUCUACUGCCCAGAGUGCAUUUAAGAAGCUGCAGGGAAGAAGGGCAAUUGCUGAAAACUUCUUCACUCGCUGUUUUGCUGACAGAACUCUUACCAUCUGCUGAGUGGCACUUUGCAAUACAAUCCUUUCUCUUUCAGACUUGUCCUCAUUUUUAUUUACAUCUUUGUCUUUUCUGUCUUCAGAGAUACCCUAAGGGAGGUGUUACAUCUCUUGAGGAGUACGGGUAACCCGCAGGUAGAGUACAUAGUUCGUAUAAUGAAGAAGUGGGCCAAGGAAAACAGAGUGCCCCUGUAAACCAACAUCACCAAAAUAAUAGAAGUAACUGCCAUCUGUGAUGUGCCUGACUGGAAUAUUUGCGGCGUCUUCUAGCCUAAUACCAGCAUUAUGAAGACUGUAACAAUGCAAAAUAUUCAGAAUAGAUAUUUAUUUUUAUAUUGAUAACUCUUUUUAAAAUUUAAACUGUAUGUAUUGCAUAUAUUUGUGGGAAGAAUAUGUGACUUUAGUUAUGCAACAUCUCCCAAGUUCCAUUUUUUUUUGUACUGCAAUUGCUAGUUUUUAACUGUUCAUGCUAGCUUCAGUCCAUGGGUUGUUCUAUUUUUGUAUAUUCAACAAUGCACUGUGUUGGUACUGUACUGAGACUGCUCAAGAACUGGCCUAUGCUGCACACAGAUGGACUCUAGUCUCAUUGUAUCACUUCUCAAAGCAAAAUACAAAAUUAACUCAAUAAUACUCAGCAUUUCAUAUUAAUACUCUUGGAGCUUGUUUGUACGUUAACACUUAGCCAAAUCAUGGCCUCACUCUGGAUAUUGCAGCAGCAAGACCAGAGGGAGGAGCAAAGGAGCUGUGAUUUUCACUCUGGGUACAUGCAUUAUUGUUCUUUCUCAUUAAGUCAUAGCUUGGUUUAGUGUGGUUUGUGAUCCGAGCCCUGGGCAGUCAUUACAAACAAUAUAUUUCUGAAUUGUAACAAAACCCCAGCAUAUGAUAGGAUGUCUUUGACUUCAGAUGUACUUUUAAUUACUGAGGCCUCUUGCAUAUUGUGAGGCACCUUUUACAGAGAAUAGCUGAAUCAUAUGCUGUUCAUUUCUUUAUCUGGUUCCCCAGGGAGGUUUUGUCAAUUGAUUUAAGAAAGAUUGUUAGCUCAUGCUAUCUACAAUUAACAUGCUAAUCUGAAAGGUACCUACCUUUCCCUGCAAAUGUUUGCAAUUAGUUUGAGGGAUUAGGGGAAUUGCUUUCAGAUUUUACUCCUGAAAACAAGAUUUUGAAGAGACACAAAAGAACAUGCAUUGGAAAAAACACAGUAAAAUAUGCAUUGCACACUUGUACAGUUUUUAUGUAUGUAGUUCAAAAUUAUUUUUAUGCUUCUAACUUUUCAAAAAAAUGUUUGUAAUCUGCCCAAAAUUUUAAUUCUCGGGUAAAAUCCCAAAGAAAUAAAGAAACUUAGAGAAUAACUCAUUAUGCAUAUUUAAGUACCUUAUAAAAAUAGAAAAUUUGUUCUCUUGUGAAUGUGACUAAAAUGAAUACUGUAUGGUAUGUAUUGUUAUGACUUAAUAUUAUGGAUUUUAAUUUAAAUAUAAAAUAUGCAAGGCACUACUACAGGUAAUGUGUUUGUGCUUUGCAACUGUAACUCUGAAAUACACAAUUGAAAAUUUGUAAUUUGUAAUUGAGUAAAUUUUCAUCAAAGCCUGCUGG